Messenger RNA from Camellia sinensis, 964 nucleotides. NCBI's taxonomy places the organism in Eukaryota, Viridiplantae, Streptophyta, Magnoliopsida, Ericales, Theaceae. The record is from RefSeq and is a predicted model, not a curated record.
UCUUAGGGACAAACUUUCAAAAUUGAAGCAGGAAAAGGAUAAUAUCAAAGAAGAAAUUCAUCGUAGUAGUCCUGAACUUCAUAAGUUAGAAAAAGCUAUUACUGAAAGGGCUUCAAAGAUCUUGUCACUAGAGAAGAGGAUCAAUGAGAUUGUCGACCGGAUCUACAAGAAAUUUAGUGAGUCUGUUGGGGUGACGUCAAUCAUUUGAAGGAGGAAGUAAAGGAAUGGAAGUUCAAGUCAGAAGUUUGUGAGAAGGAUAUUCAGGAAUGGAAGAAGAAGAUUUCUAAUGCUACGACAAGCAUAAGCAAACUUAAUCGUCAAAUAAAAUCAAAGGUAUGAAUUGUUUAUGGAAGCUUUCAACCACAUUUCUGGUAUUAUUGACAAAAUCUACAAACAACUUACGAAGAGUAGCACGCACCAGCUUGGGGGGACAGCAUAUUUGAACUGAGACAAUGAGGACGAACCAUUCUUACAUGGCAUCAAAUACACUGCUAUGCCGCCAACAAAGCACUUCCGUGAUAUGGAACAGCUAUCUGGUGGGGAGAAGACUGUUGCAGCACUUGCAUUACUUUUCUCCAUCCACAGGCCACUAAAGAAUAGAUGGAGCAAUGAAGAAUUAAUGCUUGCUACUGGGACUGGAGGAGUAACUCGUCUUCGACACGAUUUAAAACUCUGCAGUGCAUACCUCUGCAGUGCAUACCUUGGAGUUCAUGUGUGGGACCUUCUUACUGAAAAACUUUUACAAACUCGAGCUUUUCCACUACCAAUUACUGUAAUAGUUGUUGAUCCAACAGAGAUGAAGUUAUUUUCUGGUGGUAUAGGUUACUAGUGGAUAUUUCUUUUUUGUAUACGGAGGACAUCAUUUUUGUAUGAUUAUCUGUUUGUAUGGAAUUAUUAUUUUGGGUUGGAUUAUAUUUGGUUUGUAUAGAAUUUGAUGUUACAAGACCAAAUUUUUGGAUGGUUG